Molecule: messenger RNA, 2380 nt
Organism: Solanum stenotomum
Lineage: Eukaryota; Viridiplantae; Streptophyta; Magnoliopsida; Solanales; Solanaceae
Product: E3 ubiquitin-protein ligase RSL1
Exons: 3
Coding region: 478-2094 (538 amino acids)
Biological process (GO): positive regulation of proteasomal ubiquitin-dependent protein catabolic process; protein polyubiquitination; ubiquitin-dependent protein catabolic process
Cellular component (GO): ubiquitin ligase complex; cytoplasm
Molecular function (GO): RNA-DNA hybrid ribonuclease activity; nucleic acid binding; zinc ion binding
Source: RefSeq, a predicted model, not a curated record
GUUGUACUAGUAUUUAUUUAUGGAACUUGUUUUUUGUGAUAAUGAAAGCUCUAGAAAUUUGGUAGCUCAGUGGGGUUUCUUUGUUUGACUUUUCUGAGUUAGAGUUGUACAAGGAAGAAUUGCUCUAUGUUUAUUUUGACCCCUUUUGAGUUUCAGGGUAUUUCUCAUUUACUCUUUGUGUUUUGUGGAUCUAGGGAUAAUGGGUAUUUCUUGAAUUUUGGUACAGGAGCUUUGAACUGUUGGAAAGAUCAAAGCUUUUGAGGAGAUUGGUCUUGUUUCAACCGAGAUUUUAAGGGUUUUUUGGGAGAUUACUGAUGGGUUCUUCUUAGGUUGUAAUUCAAUAGUUGGAUUGUAAAGUUGUGGAGUUUUUUGAGUUCUGUUAUGGAUUUUGAAUAUAUGUUGUAAAAAAUUGGAGUCUUGGGAGGAGUAGGGUUGCCCAAAUUAUUUGUGGGUACUUACUUCUGAGAAUCUUUGAAAAUGGAAGGAGAAAUGGUUUGCGGUGAUGGGUUGUUGGUGAAUAUAGCAAAUGAAGUGAAAUUAGAAGAAGAUGAAGAAGAUUUUUGUAGCUGCUGUGAAGAUGAGGAGGAAUUGGAAGAUAGUGCGGAUGAAACUUCGGAGGAAGAAGAGGAUGAAGUAACAGAAGACGAGGACGAGAAGGAAUCAGCAAGGGAGAGUUGUGAAGUAGAUCUUGAUGAACAUUCUGUGAAGUUAUUCUUUAAAGGCAUUUCUAUAGCUGGUCCUGGUGACUCUAGUUGCAGGGUAUCUGGAAUUGGAGUGGUUAUAGAGAGGGCAGAAAGUGCUACUCCUAUUCAAAUCCAGAAAAAGCUUGAUUUUUACGUGGAGGAAUUUGUGGCAGAUUAUUUGGCUUUGAUGGAUGGAUUGCUGGAAGCUGUGAAGAACAAGAUUAGAAAGGUUUAUGCCCUUACCGACUCUGAGAUUUUAUACGAGCAGAUUAUGCAUGAAGAGAACCUUGAUAAUCCGCUUCUCAUGGCAUUGCGGCAGAGGAUCCUGGAUCAUGCUGAUGAUCUGGAAACUUUUGUUUUGAAACUUGUCCCCAGUACUGGUUUGGCAAAGGCCUUGGACUUAGCCAAGGUAGCAAUAGGGGUUGUCUCUUCCCAUGUUGAAGGAGAUGAAUCAACUGAAAAUUGUCCAAUAUGCUGCGAGGAUAGACUUUUAGUGAUGGUGACGACAUUGAAAUGUACCCACAAGUUCUGUUCUCACUGUAUGAAAACUUAUGUUGAGGGUAAAGUCCAAUCUGGUCAAGUACCCAUUAGGUGCCCUCAGCUAAAAUGCAAGUACUUAAUCUCUGCCACUGAAUGUCUAUCUUUUCUCCCACUUAACUCCUAUGGAUCUUUAGUGAGGGUCCUUGAAGAAGCAAAUGUUCUCAACUCGGACAAACUUUACUGCCCGUAUCCAAAUUGUUCUGUUCUUCUGGAUCCUCAUGAAUGUAUGUCAACUCGGGCUAGUUCGUCAAGCCAGUCAGAGAAUAGUUGUGUGGACUGUCCAGUUUGUCAGAGGUUUAUGUGUGUGGAUUGUAGGGUCCCAUGGCAUUCUUCAAUGACUUGUGAAGACUACCAAAAUCUCCCUUUGGAGGAGAGGGAUGCUGGUGACAUAACUUUGCAUCGCCUGGCACAAAAUAAGAGAUGGAGGCGCUGUUCACAGUGCAGGAGGAUGAUUGAGCUCGCACAUGGAUGCUAUCAUAUGACAUGCUGGUGUGGGCAUCAAUUCUGUUAUUCGUGUGGUGCGGAAUACAGGGACGGCCAACAGACAUGUCAAUGUGCAUUCUGGGAUGAGGAUUACACUCAAGAUUUGGUAACUCAACCGACACAACAGUUUGAGCAAUGGUCAUGGGACUCAUUUGAGUCGCUGCCUACUAUGAUGGAUGCAUAUUCAGAUGAAGAGAGAUCUCAGCUGGCAUUGAUCCAGAGAUUUCUCGCUGGUGGAUUCAGUCUCACAGACCACCAAGCUUAUCAAUCCCCACCACGUUGUACAGAUUCUUAUGUUGAUGCCAUGAAGGAUCUCCAUCAGCUUCCAUGGCUUGAACGAUUCGUGUCUGUGAUCAGUGACAAUUACUAUGAAGAACAUAUCCAGUGAAGUAUAGAUAGAUUUGAAGCCAUUUAGCAUUUGUAAAACACUUUCAAAUGGGAGAUAAAUGAGUAUCUCACUCUCAAGACUCCUAUGAUAGUUUAAGCAAAUAGGCUCCCUUCAUAAUGUACUUUUUCAUUUGCUUCAUGCUAAAAGAGCUGUUGGGCCUUUUUUCCCUCUCUUCUUUUCAUCCUAAUUGUAUGAUGCAUUGGAAGUUACAAGAAGCUUCCUCUUCAUAGAAAACUGAUGAGCAAAACAGCAUAAAUCGAAGGAGACAUUUUUAAUGUUAAACUUA